This is a messenger RNA of Opisthorchis viverrini, 756 nucleotides long. RefSeq lists its product as hypothetical. NCBI's taxonomy places the organism in Eukaryota, Metazoa, Platyhelminthes, Trematoda, Opisthorchiida, Opisthorchiidae. The record is from RefSeq and is a predicted model, not a curated record. The transcript has a single exon. The annotation marks the transcript as partial.
AUGCCCUACCAUGACUAUCCGACCAACUACCCAGACAUUGAAAACGAUGACCGUGAACGUAUGCGAAUUUGGCACAAUGGUGUUUGGGAAACGAAAAAGCAUGUGAUCAUUGGUUUUCGUGUGAAAAACGAUACUAGUCUGAUCCAUUUCAAAGCACACGAUCUGAAGACUGGACUGGUCGAAUUCGAAUGCGACUUCGGACCUGCUGUGGAGGGCGAAUGUUGUGUGGACAAUCGAGACCGGGUGACGAUGCAAGUGACUGAUGCAUGUGAGAAGCGUGUGGUUGCCACCGAAUUCACAGAAGACCAUCGUGAUGUCUACUAUAUCAGUCGACUGCCAGGAUCGAGCUGGAAUACGUCGAUUAUCAACAUCAAGGUGCAAACACCGAACGGCACGAGACGGUACUUCUACGCCAAACCAGAAACUGUGUCUCCCAUGGUGUGUCCUGAGAUUCUACGUGGUGGUCAUGAAAGCGACAUUCCGGGACUAGUGGUCCGACUGUCUACGACGGAGGAACACAGUAUGUCAUAUCAUAUACUGGAAACCACUGGUGUUUACAUAGCGGAAAGUGAGUGGUACCACAUUACCAUUCGGACGUUUCAACGACCAGACGAUAUCUUAACAGGUUACGAAGUUUACUACGACGAAACUGUGGACGUUCAGAACGCCCACCGUAUGCAUGACCAAACAACCCAUCCAGCUGAUGCUGAUUUCACACUGGCGACGGAGCGUGUCCAACUGUUUCAAGAUUACCGG